Fusarium vanettenii 77-13-4 is the source of this 3063-nucleotide messenger RNA. Its product is annotated as SNF2 superfamily RAD26-like protein. The transcript has 2 exons. Gene Ontology annotation, molecular function: ATP-dependent chromatin remodeler activity; ATP binding. NCBI's taxonomy places the organism in Eukaryota, Fungi, Ascomycota, Sordariomycetes, Hypocreales, Nectriaceae. The record is from RefSeq and is a predicted model, not a curated record. The coding region runs from base 1 to 3063 and encodes 1020 amino acids.
AUGCCCCCAGGCAAGGUAGAGGUGAUUGAAAUUCUCGACGAUGGAGAUACAGCUUCCGAGUCUGGGGAUAAUGUAUCUCCCCUCCCCAAGGCGGCCCAGAAAAGAAAACAGCCCGUCGAGAUCGAGGAAAAGGUCCAGUGGACUGACGACGAGGAUGAUUUGCCCGUGAAACCGAAGAAACGAAGGGCUAAACGAAAGUCUAAAGGGAAGAAGAGAGAGGAUGAUGUGCAUGGAGAUGACCAUGCCCCCGAGGAAGACUUUGAGCUCGCAGGAUUGCCUGAAUAUCUGAUUGAGCGGCGACGGAAGUUUGACGCCAACAAGAAGCGUCAUCACGAUGCUGCUCUCAUGGUUCCUCCGGACUACACGGGUAUACACUUUGAAGAAACUAGGAGACUAAGGGAGUUGGACGAACGGCCCAAAUUCGAAGAGAGCAGCGGAAUCAAACCCUCUCGACCAUAUCAGGAUAUCGAGUUACCCCAGUCGGCAGGCCUCAUUCCGGCAUCAAUCGCACAGUACCUCCGAGACUACCAGAUUGCUGGCGUAUCUUUCCUCCACAGAAAGUUUGUGUACCAGGAAGGUGGCAUUCUGGGCGACGACAUGGGCCUCGGCAAGACAGUACAGGUGGCCGCUUUCUUGACCGCUGCGUUUGGCAAGACUGGUGAUGAGCGUGACGCCAAGCGCAUGCGGCAAAUACGGCAGUACAAUGACCGCUGGUACCCCAGGAUCUUGGUCGUGUGUCCCGGAUCCCUCAUCAUGAACUGGAAAAACGAGCUGAACCGUUGGGGUUGGUGGCACAUUGAUCUCUUUCACGGAAUUCACAAGGAAGAUGUUCUCAGUGCUGCCCGUGCUGGACGUCUCGAGAUCGUCAUCACUACAUACGACACUUACAAGAAUAGCAGGAGCUCAAUCAACAUGGUUCAAUGGGACGCCGUGAUUGCUGAUGAGUGUCACCGGCUGAAAGACAGAUACUCAGAAACCACCAAAGCGCUCAACGAGAUUAAUGCGCUUUGCCGCAUUGGCCUUACUGGCACCGCUAUCCAGAACAGGUACGAAGAGCUUUGGACAUUACUGGAUUGGACGAAUCCUGGCCAUUUUGGAACAAUCGCCGAGUGGACGCAAGCCGUCACCAAGCCCCUGACUGUUGGACAGUCUCACGAUGCAACCGUGGCUCAGCUCAGUCUCGCAAGGCAGACGGCCGACAAACUGGCACACAAUCUACUGCCACGGUAUUUCUUACGAAGAAUGAAGACGCUCAUUGCGCAUCAACUACCAAAGAAGACAGACCGAGUCGUUUUUUGUCCCCUCACAGACCUUCAGCGAGAUGCAUACGAGAACUUCUUGGAUAGCGCAGAGAUCGAUAUUCUGCGAACUCUCUCUGAACCUUGCUGCGGGAAGAGCAAGAAAGGAUGGUGCUGCAACCGCUUUCUGUCCAGCGGCACAAGAUGGCAAAGCAUUGUCUUUCCCAGCAUGAUUGUGCUGCAAAAGUUGGCAAACCACCUUACUCUGCUGGUUCCACAGACGACCGACGUGGACACCAAACAUACCUCAGAGCUAAAUACCCUUCGGACUUGUAUGCCAGAUACAUGGAAGCACCUCUACGAUAAUAGGGACCGGAUUAAGAAUCUGGUUAAUCCCGAGUUUUGUGGAAAGUGGAAAGUUCUGAAGAAGCUGCUCAAGUUUUGGCAUAGCAACGGAGACAAGGUCCUUGUCUUUUCUCACAGCGUGCGACUUCUUCGCAUCUUGCAGCAUCUGUUCACCAACACGAGCUACACUGUCAGCUACCUGGAUGGAUCUCUGAGCUACGAACAGCGUCAAGAAGUUGUCGACACAUUCAACUCUGAUCCGACGCAGUUUGUAUUUCUCAUCUCAACCAAGGCUGGCGGCGUGGGACUCAACAUCACUUCUGCGAACAAGGUUGUGAUCAUUGACCCUCACUGGAACCCUUCCUACGACCUUCAAGCUCAGGAUCGAGCUUACCGUAUCGGCCAGACCCGUGACGUUGAAGUGUUUCGACUCAUUUCACUAGGCACGGUAGAGGAGAUUGUGUACGCACGACAAAUCUACAAGCAACAGCAAGCCAACAUCGGAUAUACCGCAUCGUCUGAGCGUCGCUACUUCAAAGGUGUCCAGCAGGAUACCGAGAGGAAGGGUGAAAUCUUUGGACUGGGCAACAUCUUUAGAUAUCACAACGACAGCGGGCUGCUUCAAGAUAUCGUGAACAAGACCAACAUUGCCGAAGCCAAGGCUGGUGUGAACCUCGUGGAUGUCGACAUGGAAAAAGCGGCCAAGGACGAGGAGACUCUUGGCAUAGUCAAGAACGAGGACACAGAUGCUGAAGAUGGUGGCAUGAGCCAGCUGGCUGCGUUGCUCACAUCUGAGAACCAGGAGAAACUGCUCGAGUCCAAGAAGGCCAAAGUGCCAAAAAGUGACGCUAUCCAAGCUAUCCUUACUUCGGCCGGUGUCGAAUACACUCACGACAACUCGGAAGUUAUUGGAACGUCGAAAGUGGAGGAACAGCUAUCACGCCGGGCUGCCAUGACUUCAUAUGCAGAGGGCGAUGUGGAUGGUCAGAAUGCUCUCUUUGCAGAGAGUGAUGAAGACUGCGGGGACGGUCUGCACAGUCUCUACAACCCCCCAAAUGAGGUGAUGCUGCGACAUUUCUGCGAGAUGGCAAGAGAGUUUGGAUUCGCGAAUGCGACUGAAUUUGCUCUGGUGGUGGAAAACUGGACUCAGGAAGCGAGGAGGAACUGCUUGGACACGUUUUACAAGAGGAGAGAGGCUAAGCUGAUCCGUGAGGGUCUCGUCAAGGAAGAGGAUAUGAGAACGGAAGAGGAGGUAAAGGAUGAACACCUGGAGACAAAGUCGGUUGUCAAAGUGGAGGAUAUCAAGACUGAUGAGACCAAGGAGAAGGUGGUGAUCAAGGCAGAGGCUCUAAAGACAGAGGCUCUAAAGACAGAGCCCCUGGACAAAAAGGAUUCGCAAGAAGUCAAGAUCAAGAUGGACGGCUCUAGUAAGAGGACCUCGAUCUUUCUUUCAGAUGACGACGACGAUGAUGAGCUUUAA